UUUGUAUUCGUGGGGUUUUUUUUCUAUACCAAUAUGCUUCAGGUUGUUGCUUCUCUCUGGGAUUUUCUCUCCAAGUUCAUUGCUUUUGUUUUUGGAUCAACACUUGGAUACUUGUUUAGGUUUUCAGCUAAUGAAUGCUUUUCAGAUUCAUGCUUUGAUGAGUUGAAAGACAGACAGAGCAGUGAUGAUGUUGAUCAAGGGAAUAGAGAAGCAGAGAAUUAUUCUUCCAUGGUGGCAAGCUCAAGCAAGUAUGAGUUUUUGUAUGGGAAUCGUUUCAGUGGAUUCAUUGAAGAACCCAAAGCUGAGAGAUUUACUGUUCAUGAGUUUUAUACGGAUCCUGGGGAGAGUUUUUCUGCUGGAAAAGAAAAAGAGAAUUCUCUGGAAGCAAAUGGUAUUGACGAAAGCGAAGCAGAGGAGCUUGUCGAAGAGAAAUCAAACGAAAGUUUCAAUCUAGAAAACGUUUUGGAGAAAGAACCAGAGUUAGAUGAAACAGAGGAAUCUGCUCUGAGGUUCUCCUUCGACUGGGGUUUUCUGAAACAUAUCCAACAACAACAGUCGAUUGAUGCAAAGGUUAGAGUUGAGGAAGAAACAGUACAUGAUGUCGUCAAAACAGAAGAUGUUAAAGAGACAGCAAAGGAUUAUGUUGUUGAAAAGCGUGUGAAGGUUGAAAAAGAAGACAUCUUUGAAGACAAAGCAGAGGAAUCAGUUGGGAAUUACAUCAUCGAGGAGAGUUUAGGGAAACACUUAAGUGACGUAGAAGAGAAAUUCGACAACUUUUUCGAGAGUCCGGUUAUCGACAUGUAUAUACAACAAUGGCGUCACGAAAGAGGGGAACCUAACAAAGAAUGGGAGAUGUUUAGCCCCACAAACACGGUUGAUGCUGAGUCAAUUACUUAUGAAAUAUCGUCAAAUAGAGUGGACCUAAGACCUCAUAGUCAUGGCCGAAACGUAGAGAGCACGUCAGAUGCUACAGCAGCAGCAGACAUAAGUGGUCCAAUCAAUGAUUCUGACGAUAAAUUCAUAGAACUGUGUGUAAUGGGAGGAGCACAGCCUGGAGAAGAUUUAAGCGUCGAGGAAGAAGGUGAUUCAGAAUUCGAGUCAGAUGACGACGAUGACGAGGAAGAUGAAUUAAUGGAGAGACUGAGAAUGGAAAUGAAAAUGGCGAGAACAGGGGGACUUCCAACAAUUCUAGAAGAGUCCGAGUCUCCAAAGAUAGAGGAACAACUUAGGCCACUUAAGAUUAAUGAAAAAUAUGAUCACAAGGAUCACAUUGCGGAGAUUCAAAAGGUUUGCAAGAAUUACUGUGAUAAGAUGAAGAAACUGGACAUUUUGAAUUCCCAGACCAUGCAUGCAAUCAGUUUACUUCAACUAAAAGACCCGGGAAUUAAGUCACUUCUCUCGCAUAAUGCAUGGCUAUUCAAACAACGGAAGGUUGGAGGUGACCCUGCAAUGAAGUUUAUCAGAGAUUUGUACAUAGAUUUUGAGACUGUCUAUGUUGGACAAGUAUGUCUUUCCUGGGAAAUACUUCAUUGGCAAUAUGGAAAGCUAAAAAUGUUGUCUGAAUCCGACAGCCUCGGUAUUCAUCAGUAUAACCAAGUUGCCGGGGAAUUUCAACGUUUUCAAGUGCUUGUGCAAAGAUUUCUAGAGGAUGAACCCUUUCAAAACAGACCCAGAAUCGAGAAUUAUACGAAGAACAGAUGUGCACUUCGGUAUCUUCUCCAUGUUCCAGUUAUUAAAGAUGAUUGCUCAAGAAAUAAAUUAGACGAUGCGGUGUCGGAUGAAAUGUUAAGUGACAUCAUAGAGGAAUCAAUGCACGUUUUAUGGGAGUUCAUUCGUGCCGACAAAGACAAUUCGAGUGUGAUCCCGAAGACUCCUCAACAAGCACAGGUUGCUCCGCAUGACCCUAUUGACUUGGAACUUUUGAUGGAUGUUAGAGCAGAUCUUCACAAGAAGGAGAAAAGGUUCAAGGAAAUUCAGAGAACUAAGAACUGCAUAGUAAAGAAGUUGAAGAAACAACAAGGGGGGAAUCUAUUAGAUCAAGCAUUGUUCAUAGCUCAGGUUGAGCUGAAAUUGGUUUCAAGAGUAUUGAACAUGGUGAAAAUAAGCACGGAUCAGUUGGUGUGGUGUCAUGAGAAAUUACGAAGGAUUAACUUUAGAAGUAGGAAGAUAGAGAUAGAACCCUCAUUUACAUUGUUCCCAUGUUAACUUUGGUGGUGACCACCAACAUACUGGUUAUCAGUUGUGAAUAUUUUAUAAACCUCACUUAGCAACACAAAAAAUAUUGGAAUUU
Messenger RNA from Hibiscus syriacus, 2290 nucleotides. RefSeq lists its product as uncharacterized. The record is from RefSeq and is a predicted model, not a curated record. The transcript has 5 exons. Lineage: Eukaryota; Viridiplantae; Streptophyta; Magnoliopsida; Malvales; Malvaceae. The coding region runs from base 34 to 2205 and encodes 723 amino acids.